UUUUAUACCAUUUCAUAGUAGUCAUGGUUGUCUAUUUUCAGUAAAUAUUGUUUGAAAAGUUUCGGAGUCAAUAUUUGUCUAUGAUAUUUCAUGUUCUAUUUCCAUUAGGCAACAAACAUGUUAUUCCACGACUUAGUGUACUCUUGGAAAUGCAUCCUAAAAUCAUUCUUCCACCAUCUAAGUUCUAAGAAUGACUCAAACUUGACAAUUCCCCUUACUAGUGUUAACAUGAAACUUGUAAAGACAUAAAAUUUCAGUUCUACAUUUAAUAAUGGGGUGUUUGUUUCCUCAGUUGAAAUCAGCCAAAAGGAUCGCUAUUACCAUGCUUAAAUUAUUCAAAAAUUGUACCAAAAAACAUAUGUAUAUUAAUUGUAUGAUAUUUUUAUUAAUUAUAUAAAUAUAAUAUGUUUAAUAUUAUCUGAUAAUACUUAGUCUUUGUUAAUUACUAUAUUAUUAGUAGUUUGAUUUUAUAGAUAUUUCAUAUUAUAGUUCAUUAUUAAUAUGAUAUUACCCUUAUGCCUUGGCUACUUGCACUAAUGACUAGUAGUCACCAUAAUUUACCUCCUCCAUGUUGGCCUAAGGACAUAUUGGUGGGGGCGUGGGGGCGUUGGGGGCGAUCAAAUCACUUUUGUCACAUUAGUAUAUGAUAUUGUCUAUUAUAUAUGUAUUAAUGUCAUACAGGUUAAUCUUUGUUGCGUCCAUAUCUAACAAGUGAACAUUUUUGAUUUAUAAUUGACCAAUUCAGGCAAAUCAAAUGUCAGGAAGCAUUAGUCAUCAGAGCGUGUAGUGUAGUGUACAUCUUGGUUUCCUUCUACGUGCCGCUUGAGUUUGGAAAACUUGAUCGAGUUAGUAAUUCCUAAACGGUCAACUAUAAAGACUCUGUUGUCCUUCUUGACAAGCCUCAAUUAUAUUUAUUCUCUAUUUUCCCCCUUUUGCGUAUAUUUUGUGAGUUUGAACCAUAAAAUAAAAUAGGUAACAUAAUAAAUAUAGAUAUAUUUUUCAUGGAGAAAAAGAAAAUAUAGUAAAAAAAAACAAUAAAUUAAGAAAAAAUAUUAUUUUUAGGUCAGAAGUAAAUUAAUUAUUUUAAAAAAUUAUUUCACGCAAUUAAUUCGAGCCUCUUUGUUUUCUCCCUUUGCCGUCGCUCAUCCACAUCGUGCUCCUCCUUCGAUUGUGUCACAAGGGUUUUUUAGAGAAGUUCUAGGAUUCCUCGUUUUAAGGAAGUGCUACUUCUUUGAUUCGACUCAUAUAUAUAUAUUUGUUGGAUGUAAUCUAGUAAUGCGAUCGUUGACGGUUUUUCUAUCGAUUUCAUGCUGAAUUAUAGAGUCGAUUCAUCAGAAUGUUUCAAAAAAAACUACGUUCUUAGGGUUUUAGGUGCUUUAGCGAGAUCUGUUAUCAGAAUUUGACAGGACGCUCAGUGGGUUCAAAAGAGAUGCUUCCAUCCCUUUGUGACGAGCAGAAAACCGGCGCCUUACCUUUGCCGGAUGCAUUUCUUCAUUUUCUAGAGGCGAAUGGGCUGGACCCGUCCAUUUAUACCAAGGCGGAGACUGUUCCGCGCUACAUAAGGGUAAAACCAGGAUUUGAGUCCCAGCUUUUGGAGAUAGAAGAUGAGCUCAAUUGUAAGCUUGAGAAAAUCACAUGGCUCCCAGAUUUCUUUGCCAUCCCACCUCAGAUUCAAAUUGCUGGCUCCGAGGCAUACCAAGAGGGAAAGAUCUAUGGGAUGGAUGCAGCCUCUGGAGCUGCCGUUUCAGCUUUGAAUAUCUUACCAGGAGAUCAUGUUCUUGAUCUGUGUGCAGCGCCAGGUGCAAAGCUUUGCAUGCUGGCAGAACUUCUUGGUUACUCUGGUUCGCUGACUGGUGUUGACAUUGCUAGACAACGUCUGGCUGCUUGUCGUACAAUGUUGCAGAAAUAUUCCUUAGGAGAUCGUUGCCGACUCUUUGUUGCUGAUGGAACAUCAUUUUCUCUUUUACCAUUGAAGUCUUAUCCUGAAACAAGACAAUUUGGACAUGAUGGUAACUCCAUAGGGAUGUCUAGCAAGAACAGCCCUGAUAUCUUUGCCGAGUGGACUGGCAAGAGAUCAUGGAGAGAGAGAAAGAAAACUAUUAAGGCUGGAAAUACUGCUGCUUCAAAUCAAAUUCAAUCAACACCAGAACUGAUUUUCUAUGGUAGACAUUCUGGUGUGAUUGGAUUACGUAGAACUGAGUUAUUUCACACAGUAGAAGUGCCAUCAACUUCUGGCUAUGACAAGGUUCUUGUGGAUGCAGAGUGCACACAUGAUGGAUCCUUAAAACACAUUCAAAAGUUUGAGAAUUGGGGAUGGGAAACAUUAGAACAUCGUGUACUUGAUGUGAAAAGAAUGGACUCCCUGCAACACCUUCAGCUACAAUUACUGACAAAUGGUUUCAGAUUACUAAGAGUUGGUGGAACAUUGGUCUACAGCACCUGCAGUUUAACAGUUGCCCAAAAUGAGGACGUGGUGAAGCAAUUCCUAUUGAGAAAUUCUUCAGCUGAGCUGCAACAUGUUGAAGCCGCCACCGACUGGCCCUGUAGAAGUGGAGGAAUUCCAGGAACUUUGCGCUUCGACCCUAAGACAUCCCAAACUAGUGGGCUUUUUAUUGCAAAGUUCACUCGGUUGGCAAGUUAAUUAAGAUUCCAAGUGAAUGCCCUCAACUGCUUGGAGUUAAACUGAAUUAGAGCCAUCUGUUCUUCAGUUGCAAAGCAGAGAUUGUUAUUUUAGUUUAUUUAUUUUUUUCGAGAAAUUUUUUCCAUCUUGUGUAGCAGAUAUACCCCGAUUUACUCAAUUCACUAAAUCAUUUUGAAUAUGUAUUCUUAUUAGGAGAGUGGCACAAUGUGAAAAGGGUACAAAUUUUUAAAAUGCCUCUUAUUAUCAUCUUCAUCUAUGUAAUAAUUUUGAUUAAGGUAGAAAAAGAUAUUUUAAUAUAAUGGUGUUUUGUAUAUAA
Molecule: messenger RNA, 2957 nt
Organism: Zingiber officinale
Lineage: Eukaryota; Viridiplantae; Streptophyta; Magnoliopsida; Zingiberales; Zingiberaceae
Product: rRNA (cytosine-C(5))-methyltransferase NOP2C-like
Exons: 10
Coding region: 1430-2641 (403 amino acids)
Biological process (GO): RNA methylation
Molecular function (GO): methyltransferase activity
Source: RefSeq, a predicted model, not a curated record